GUUCAAAAACACUAUAGUAUUUACUAUAGUAUGGGUAGUACAUAUAAAAGUCAACACAUGUUCAAUGGAAAUGUUAAAUGUUUUCAUUUUCUAGUCAAAACGUUAAGGUGAUUUUAAAUUAAUCUUGAUAAAUAUAGGCUAUUUUAAUAAGAAAGGGUGUGACAACUAGCCCCGGUCUCCUCCACCAUGGUUCUGAAUGAUUUACACAUGCUAUUUGCAUACACGAUUUCAAAGCAUAGCUAUUAUAGUAAUACUUGAAGCAUGAAAAGCAUGAAAUCUUAAAAACAUCUCACUGGCUCUUUAAGUGCUCGCGUUGCGUUCUAGUGCGUCGCGUCCGCGUUCCUCCUGCGCAAAUCCCGGGAUGCUGGUUGCCAUGGUUUCCCGCAUCACAUGCGCGGCUUUCCUGUAGCCAGCAGCGCAAGAAGAAAAAAAAAAAUGCCAGCUCUUGAAAUCCCUGCCAUUUUUACGCCCGCAAAUUAGAGGACACGGUCGGACACGAGAGGAAACGGACGCAGAUGGUGGAAUAGUGAGAAAUCCGUCGCGUUCCCUCUGACGCGUUUGCGGGUCAUUCUUCUCAGCUGACGCGGCGAAACGGGACCGACUGUUGUACGCGCAAGAUCGGGCCGAAUUUUGCGCACAUUUCAUCGUCAGGAAAUGAGUAUAGAAAUCCCCGAGGGCUUGACGGAGCUUCUGCAGAGCUUUACCGUGGAGGUCCUGAGGAACCAGCCGGGGGAUCUGCUGGAGUUCGCCCUGCAGUACUUCACGCGCCUCAAGGAGAACGAGACCCGCGGCGGCGCGUUCGGCAAUGAGCACAAUUCAGCCGCGCGAGCGGGGAAAGCCGUCAACUUCAUCGAGGAGGCCAUGCAGAUCGACUCCGAAAACGGAGAGGAAGAUGACGACGAUGAAGAAUUCGUAGCUCCAGUUAUCAACAGAUUUGUCCGGAGAGCUUCUGUUUGUGCGGAGGCGUACAACCCUGAUGAGGAUGAAGAGGAGAGAGAACCCAGGGUCACUCACCCCAAAACAGACGAGCAGAGACAGAGACUACAGGAAGCCUGCAAAGACAUCCUGCUGUUCAAAAAUCUGGACCAGGAGCAGAUAUCCCAAGUCUUGGAUGCCAUGUUUGAGAAGGUAGUGGUGACAGGAGAGCACAUCAUUGAUCAAGAUGACGAUGGCGACAACUUCUACGUCAUUGAGAGGGGAAUGUUUGACAUCGUGCUGAAAGCGGAAGGCACCACGCGGACCGUGGGGUCUUAUGACAACCGUGGGAGUUUUGGAGAGCUGGCCCUCAUGUACAACACGCCAAGGGCCGCCACCAUCAUCGCUACCUCACCUGGAGCCCUGUGGUGCCUCGAUCGAUUGACAUUCAGAAGGAUCAUCGUAAAGAACAACGCAAAGAAAAGAAAAACGUAUGAGGCUUUCAUCGGGACCCUUCCACUGCUCAUGUCACUGGAGGUUUCAGAGAGAAUGAAGGUUGUCGAUGUCUUGUCGACCAAAGUGUACAAUAGUGGGGAACAGAUCAUUGCUCAGGGUGAUUUGGCAGACAGUUUCUACAUCGUAGAGUCAGGACACGUUAGGAUCACUAUGAAAAGGAGCAAGUCAAAAAACAAUACUGAAGACGAGGAGGUGGAAAUCGCCACGUGCUCUAGAGGGCAGUAUUUUGGAGAGUUGGCGCUUGUCACCAAUAAGCCACGGGCGGCUUCUGCGUAUGCCAUGGACAACGUCAAAUGCUUAGUAAUGGGUGUGCAGGCGUUCGAGAGGUUAUUAGGCCCCUGCAUGGACAUCAUGAAACGGAACAUUGCGAAUUACGAAGAGCAGCUGAUCACGCUCUUCGGGAGUCACAUCGCAAUAGAGGAGCCGGAUGCAUGAAAUCAGUUAAUCAAUAAACAUCGCAAACUUAAAAUGCAACAUGAAACGAUGAGAAAAUGAUGUGAAACUCCGGUGUGUAAUAAUGAUCAUGAUUUUUUAGAUGUGAAAAGCCAAAUGUGAGCAUUUUCCUCCAGGGUACAUGAGGGUUGUCCUCAUGCGUUAUUCGGUUUGGGGAUUUCGUACUGGUGUGUUUAUUCAAAUCUUUCUCAUUUUUUUUUUUUUAAACAUGAUUUGUGUUUCUUUCAUGUUACCGAGGCUGCAACUUUUACAAUGACGUCUACAUAAAGACCGCAUUGUUGCCAUAUACAGCACAGUGAUAUGUUAAUUUAUUCUUUUAAAGCUAUACUUCUGCAUUUUGAAAUCUACAGGUUGUCAAUGUUUUCAGUGUUAUGUAAGUCAUUUUUACUCUAAGCCUUUUUUGACUAAACAAACAAGGAUUUAUGAAUUCAGCACCUGAGCUCUGUCCACUUGCUUCAUGAACCUGUUACAGAGAAAGAAAACAAUUAUGGACUGUUCACGCCAAGAAAACACAUCUAACGAGUCUAAAGUGCCCCUAUUAUGCUUUUUCAAAUAUUACCUUUCAUGCAGUGUGUAAUAUAGCUGUUUGUGAAUUUAAAAGGUCUGCACAGUUUUAAAGAUCGAAGUAAUAAAUGUAUCGAAAUAAUCAAUUCUGAACUGCUGAAAUGAGUCGUCAGCAAUUUCUCAUUUUCUGCUACAUACCUGCGUAACAAUGUAACAAAUUUGCAAACGACGUCUACUUUGCCCCGCCCUCAAACACUGCAGUUGUAGCUGAGGCCUGAAAGAGUUUGGUUUCGUGUUGUCAACAUGUCGAGAAGACGCUGUUUUCUGCACUGCGAAUCCACUUUCCAUGCACUUCAAAAGCAUGAGGAAUUGGAAUUGAUAUGGAAUUGAUACGGAAAAACAACGCCAUUGUUACUGUUGUAUCAAGGAAGCCGCUGGAGCUGAAAUUUUGAUAUGGUAAUAGGCGUUUUGUUUCCGACACACACUGUGAGAAGUUGGACAAUCACAACAGACUGGGCCGUGGCACGAGGCUCGUGGAAAGGAGGGGUUUAGAGAGACUGAAUCUUCAAAACUAACCAUUUCAGACUCUUUGAGAAAUGAAGUGAUGUGCAGUGUAUAUUAUGAGAGUGUUUUUUGACCUUGGAUGCAUGUAAACCUGUUGUAGGUUAAAAUUUAAAGGGUUGCCCCUUUUAAUUUAAGUCUCUGGUGUCUCCAGAAUGUGUCUAUGAAGUUUCAGCUCAAAAUCCCCCACAGAUCAUUUAUUAUAGCUUGUCAAAUUUGCCCCUAUUUGGGUGUGAGCAAAAACACGCCGUUUUUGUGU
This is a messenger RNA of Megalobrama amblycephala (Wuchang bream), 3208 nucleotides long. Its product is annotated as cAMP-dependent protein kinase type II-beta regulatory subunit. Gene Ontology annotation, biological process: regulation of protein phosphorylation. Lineage: Eukaryota; Metazoa; Chordata; Actinopteri; Cypriniformes; Xenocyprididae. The transcript has 12 exons. Gene Ontology annotation, cellular component: cAMP-dependent protein kinase complex. Gene Ontology annotation, molecular function: cAMP-dependent protein kinase regulator activity. The coding region runs from base 655 to 1866 and encodes 403 amino acids. The record is from RefSeq and is a predicted model, not a curated record.